Messenger RNA from Oldenlandia corymbosa var. corymbosa, 1236 nucleotides. Lineage: Eukaryota; Viridiplantae; Streptophyta; Magnoliopsida; Gentianales; Rubiaceae. The record is from the annotation of a GenBank genome assembly.
AUGUCUUGCUUAGCUUCAUGCUGUGUAUCUCUGACAUGUGGGCUUUGUACCUCAGUGGCCUCAGGGAUCAGCAAGAAGUCAGCUAGAUUAGCUUACUGUGGCAUCUUCGGCUUGUCUUUGAUCAUUUCUUGGGUUAUCCGAGAAUUCGGUGCUCCCAUCUUACAGAAAUUCCCAUGGAUAAAUGAUUCGGAGGAUCAUUCAAAAGUAUGGUUCCAAAUGCAAGCAGUUCUCCGUGUCAGCUUGGGGAACUUCUUGUUUUUCGGGAUUCUUUCCCUGAUAAUGAUAGGCAUCAAAGAUCAAAAUGAUAAGCGUGAAUCCAUACACCACAGUGGAUGGCCUGUCAAGAUGAUGAUUUGGGUGUUACUCGUGGGCUUGAUGUUUUUUCUUCCGAAUGUCGUUAUAACAGUUUAUGGAUUCCUGUCAAAGUUUGGGGCAGGGUUGUUCUUAUUGGUUCAAGUUAUAAUAUUAUUAGACGCUACACAUUCAUGGAAUGAUGCUUGGGUUGCUAAAGAUGAGCAGAAGUGGUAUAUAGCUUUACUGGUGAUAUCUGUCGGAUGCUAUAUUGGAACUUAUGCAAUUUCAGGAAUUCUGUUCAUCUGGUUCAAUCCUUCUGGUUAUGACUGUGGUCUUAAUGUCUUCUUCCUUGUCAUGACCAUGAUUCUUGCUUUUGCCUUUGCUGUCAUUGCGUUGCAUCCGAAGGUAAAUGGUAGCCUCUUUCCGGCUUCUGUUAUCUCCAUUUAUUGUGCUUAUGUGUGCUAUACUGGUCUCUCUAGUGAACCUCGAGAUUACGUAUGCAAUGGUCUCCACAACAAAUCUAAAGCAGUGACAAUGAGUACUCUCUUUCUUGGGAUGCUUACAACUGUCCUCUCACUUAUGUAUUCUGCAUUUCGUGCUGGAUCUUCUACAACCUUUCUAUCCCCGCCAGAUUCGCCCAGAUCAGGUGGAAAGGCACCCCUUCUCAAGUCUGAUGAGUUGGAAGCCGGAAAAGAGAGUGCAGAAACUGCAGCGCCACCAGUUACUUACUCCUACUCAUUCUUCCAUCUUAUAUUUGCCCUUGCUUGCAUGUAUUCAGCUAUGCUUCUUUCGGGGUGGACUGAUAGUUCUGAGACCUCAGAUCUGAUUAAUGUUGGGUGGACGUCAGUUUGGGUUCGUAUCUGCACAGAAUGGGUAACUGCUGGGCUAUACAUCUGGUCCUUGGUGGCCCCUUUGAUCUUCCCUGAUCGUGAAUUUUACUAA